AUGUCGCGGGACGAUGAGGGACGCGGCUCUGCGAAGAUGGACGCGGAAGACUCUCUCUCUCCAGCCGUAGCGCGUUCUUCCAGCAGCCCCGAUGCAGACCACAACAAGAAGCCGCCGCGCAAGAGGAAGCGCAAGCCGCGACCGCCGCCAGCCCAGCCGGGCCUGCGCUGGCUCAACUCCACCGAUCCCAGCCAGUUCCGUGCCGCGAGCGUGCGCAAAGCCGUCCGCUCGCAUGUCAUGUACGACCACGCUGCCCGCAAGAAGAGCUCCAGCCAAGCCGACCACGACCACAUCGCCCUCGUGCACCUCUACAAGCACCCCGACGGAGCCCUCGUGCCCGCGAACCCCGCCCCACCCGCCCACGACGGCGGCAAUCGUCUGGCCAUCUCCCUGCUCGACCGGCUUGCCUCGCACCUGGACCCGCUCGGCCAACUGCCGGGUUUCGCCGCGCCCAAGCAGCAUGUUCGCGAGCUGCAGCAGUUCUGCGUCGAGUACUUUGCAUCAACCAUUUACCGCGUUGCACCAAUUGAGAACAGCAACAUCUUUCUGGCCGGCAUGUGCAUGGCAUCUGCGCGCCUCGACGUCCUCAGAGGCCUCUCCCGCGAGAGCGCCAUCACUGCUGCCGUGAAGCUGGAGGCGGUGCGCUUGCUCAACCAGAGCCUGAGCGACCCACGCAUUCAGCUCGACGAUGAGACCAUCAUGAUCCUAACCCGGCUCCUGCAUAGCGAGGUGAUCCAUGGAAACUUCGCCGUGCUGGAAGUCCACAAGAAAGGCCUGGAGAGAAUCGUCCAGCUAAGAGGAGGUUUCCAGCGCCUCUACCACGACUCCCCUGCAUCGCGCUGGCUGUGCAAUGCGGUAGUACAUGUGGUAUUCCAAGCCUGCAUCCACACAGAACAGCAGCCCGCGCAAAUCUUCCUGGAUUGGGUGCCUGCAACUUAUGACCUUAGCGUACCACCUGAGGAGCGGGAGCCGGAUAAACCAAUGUAUCUCCCAGAAAGGAUCUGGGCCUCCAUUGUCAAGGACUAUCGAUGCUCGAGAUACACGGCAGAACUGCUAGAAAAUCUUCGGGAGGCUGUUGAUAUAUUCCUUUCAUGUCACUGA
Lasiodiplodia theobromae is the source of this 1101-nucleotide messenger RNA. Its product is annotated as Tachykinin family protein. NCBI's taxonomy places the organism in Eukaryota, Fungi, Ascomycota, Dothideomycetes, Botryosphaeriales, Botryosphaeriaceae. The transcript is spliced from 5 exons. The coding region runs from base 1 to 1101 and encodes 366 amino acids. The record is from RefSeq and is a predicted model, not a curated record.